GGCCCCCAGUCGAUCCACUGACUCGGGCGGGGAGAUAUGUAAAUUGUCAACACUCCAAUUUCCAGGCCAUCAAUUCAUCACGGGUUGUUUCAUAUUUUCAUUUCAUUUAUCCAUAUCUCGCCACCAAACUACAAGAUAAGGGAAUCUUUUUCAAGCAUUCCAUACAAGCACUGAGCAGUCAUGUCGUCCACAACCAAGGCUUCAAGAAUCGGAGAAGAGCUUUGGAAAACGAGGGUUGACAAGGUAAAUGCGGAGUUGGUGACCUUGACCUACGGAACAAUCGUUGCGCAACUAUGCCAGGACUAUGAUGGAAACUACCAGGAGGUGAACAAACAACUGGAUAAAAUGGGCUACAAUAUCGGGAUGCGGCUUAUUGAAGAUUUUCUGGCACGGUCGAACGUGGGCCGCUGUGCUAAUUUCCGGGAGACAGCCGAUAUGAUCGCAAAGGUUGGUUUCAAGAUCUUCCUCAACAUUUCGCCUACCGUGACGAAUUGGACGAGCGACAACAAUCAAUUUUCCCUCAUCUUUGAAGAGAACCCGUUGGCAGACUUUGUCGAACUGCCCGAUGAUGGCAGGGCGCAGGAUGAGCUUUGGUUUUCCAAUAUUCUAUGUGGUGUUCUGCGAGGUUCACUCGAAAUGGUUCAAAUGCAAAUCGAAGCUCAUUUUGUGAGUGAUGUGCUGCGAGGCGACGAUACAACGGAGAUGCGGGUAUCGCUUGUAAGAUACAUCGAAGAUGAGAUGCCACCUGAGGAAGAGUAAAGAAUAUGCAUGGAUUAGACAAAUUGAGGCGUCUAGGUGUUUCAGGGUUCUAUUAAGUCUAAUGUUAUUUUCUCCUGGUAUUCUGAUCCAUACAUCAUAUUCUGGUUGAUACAGGGGUGAUAGAUAAUUGAUAGUGGAUGAG
Molecule: messenger RNA, 901 nt
Organism: Aspergillus wentii DTO 134E9
Lineage: Eukaryota; Fungi; Ascomycota; Eurotiomycetes; Eurotiales; Aspergillaceae
Product: TRAPP complex core subunit BET3
Exons: 5
Coding region: 181-759 (192 amino acids)
Biological process (GO): intra-Golgi vesicle-mediated transport; endoplasmic reticulum to Golgi vesicle-mediated transport
Cellular component (GO): cis-Golgi network membrane; cytosol; TRAPP complex
Source: RefSeq, a predicted model, not a curated record